Thamnophis elegans (Western terrestrial garter snake) is the source of this 2688-nucleotide messenger RNA. RefSeq names its product splicing factor YJU2-like. Bases 528 to 1520 code for a protein of 330 amino acids. Gene Ontology annotation, biological process: mRNA splicing, via spliceosome. NCBI's taxonomy places the organism in Eukaryota, Metazoa, Chordata, Lepidosauria, Squamata, Natricidae. The record is from RefSeq and is a predicted model, not a curated record. The transcript has a single exon. Gene Ontology annotation, cellular component: U2-type catalytic step 1 spliceosome.
GGGUAAUGAAACAUCUGCAAGAAAACAAGCAAGUUCAGAGAGCACCAAGGACCCCUCACAAAUAUAUAUUUUCUGUGAGGAUUGAGGGUUGGUCUCAACAUUUUCAUAGAUGGCUUUUGGAUGUGUGAAAGAAAAAGAAUUGCCAGAAAGAAAAAUGCUUAGCUGAUACAAUCUACUGAAAAUAUUUUUUCCUAGUACAAUAAAAGAACAGAACAUUAGAUUUAGGAUUUUUGUGCCCCGGAACUAGUGAUGCCAGCUCUUCGUUUCCCCAACGGAGUAUUUUAGGACAGGACAAACGACGCGAUAUAUAAACAGUCGCUGAUUAAAAGACGCAAAAAUGGAGCGACGGCUAGGGCAGGGACGACUGCUGACUGACCGCCAAGCAGACCAAUAGGAUGCCCCUUCUGCUCCGUUCCGACGUGUGAUGGCCAAUAAUAGCGAAGGAGGCGGAACGAGUUGGGAAUCCGGGAAGUGGCGGUGUUUGGGGAGAGUUUGGCGGAGACAGGGAACAACCGCGAAGGGCCAAAAUGUCGGAAAGGAAAGUGUUAAACAAAUACUACCCUCCAGAUUUCGAUCCAUCUAAAAUCCCUAAGCUUAAACUUCCAAAGGACAGGCAAUAUGUGGUCCGGCUUAUGGCUCCCUUUAACAUGCGAUGCAAGACGUGCGGCGAGUACAUUUACAAGGGCAAAAAAUUUAACGCCCGGAAAGAGACGGUGCAGAAUGAAUCUUACUUGGGACUUCCCAUCUUUCGGUUCUACAUCAAAUGCACACGCUGCCUGGCGGAAAUCACCUUCAAGACCGAUCCCGAAAACACGGAUUAUGCCAUGGAGCACGGAGCCACCCGAAACUUCCAGGCCGAGAAACUGCUGGAGGAAGAAGAAAAACGCUUGCAGAAGGAAAGAGAAGACGAGGAGCUGAAUAAUCCCAUGAAGGUUUUGGAGAACAGAACCAAGGAUUCCAAACUAGAGAUGGAAGUUUUGGAAAACCUGCAGGAGCUGAAAGACCUCAACCAACGCCAGGCCAACGUGGACUUUGAAUCCAUGUUGCAUCAGUACAAAGAGUUUGAGGAACAGCAGAAACAGCGGGAGCUGGAGGAAGACGAGCAGGAAAUGAAAUCCAUGCUGGAGCAAGCCCAAAGCCGGAGACUGCUGGAAGAUUCCGAUUCAGGAGAAGACCUCCCUCCAGCUCGGCCAAAGCCACUGGCAAAAGGGAAGCCCACUGACAUCCUGAAACAGGAUUCAGAGCCACAAGCUAAAAAGCCAAAGCUGGAAAGCUGGGAACGGAGUGUGGGAAAACUCUCAGUGAAGACACAACUGUCGGGAUUGGUGACCGCCAAGAAGAAGCCCAUUUCCAGGCCGGCCAAUGGACCGGGAGGACAAGAGGCAGCAUCAGAACCAGGGAGCGGAUAUCAGCACAGUCUGGGUGCUUCUACAGCGACCAUGCACAGCUCAAACACGGGGGUCUUCUCCCUCGGCCUCCUGGGGGCUUACUCCGACAGCGAUGACAGUAAAAGUGAUUGAAUUAUUGAAUGGAAAAAAAGAUCUGUAAGGUUGCAAGAAGACCUUCUCCACCCCCCACCCCCCACACUUCUGAGGAGAGAAACUUUUUUAUUUCGUGGAAAUACCAGCUGAAAUCUGGGAUGUCCCACUGGAUAAGACCGCCACCCAUCACUUUUCCCGCCAGGCAUGAAGAGCAAAGAACAUUAUUUUGUUUUUUCCCCCAAGGUGAAGUUGGUUGAGAGAGUGGUGUCCUUUCUCAAGUAUUUUUUGGUGGCCCGGCUGGGGUGGACAGAGGGAAACGGGGCCAGGUGAGUGGCGGGCCAGCGUGCAUGCGCGCACGGGCAGCUCAACUCACUUGAGUGGCGGGUUUAUGCACAAACACACUCGCACGCAGUUCAACUGCAAAUUGAGCUGUGCGGGCAUGCCUGUGCGUCCAACCUGCCACUCCCACGGCCCAGUUCCAAAUAGGCCAUGGCCCAGUAAUGGGCUGCAUCCCAGGGUGUUGGGGACCCCUGGCUUAAUGACCUCUUGAAGGACUGCAGGACCAAACCAUCUGAUGUUCUCAGCUGAAUAAAAACAACAUCAAAUCUUCUCACCCCCAUCUCUUCCUGGUGUCUAACUCAAUAUUCCUCAACACCAGCAACUUUUAAGAUGUGCUGACUUCAACUCCCAGAAUUCGUCUUAAAAUUGCCGAGAUGGAGAAUUGCUACUUUAACGGACCUGAAAUGGAAGAGACCAUAAUUUACCCUGGCAUCUUAGUCAGAAGAAGACGAUCCUGUCCAGACUAGUGGACACCCAGGGUGAAUCCCCACAAUGUUACUAUUUCCCAAAUCCGCCUUUUCCACAUGGCAGUCCGUAAAAAGAAAUAAAUUUCAACUUUGCUAGAAAUGUUAAAAAAAAAAAAAAAAAAGAUUUAGGAUUUUUCUGCCAUAACUGUGAGAAUCAAAAGAAAAAUCCAAGGAAGCAACUUGGGAUCUUUGUCUUUUCUUGGAUAUUUUGUUUACUGGAAUAUGAAGAUGGAUAACAGCCUCACCCAUAGUAGAUUGGCAACACUCCUGGAAAUAGGAGGAACUUUAAAACUGGAUAAUUCAAAGUGCUGAGAUAUACUCUGAGAAUCAAAUUCCUAAAAUAGCAAAAAUAUUACUGACAUACAUACACAAAAACCCUCUGAAGAUUUUCAAGGAAGAGC